Malus domestica (apple) is the source of this 2638-nucleotide messenger RNA. RefSeq lists its product as uncharacterized. NCBI's taxonomy places the organism in Eukaryota, Viridiplantae, Streptophyta, Magnoliopsida, Rosales, Rosaceae. The record is from RefSeq and is a predicted model, not a curated record.
UGGAAAAGGCUUUGCCUUUGUCGUUGGGUUUGGCUCAGUCAUUCUUUAGUGGACUGUGGAGCGAAAAUGGCGGACACCAAAUUCAAGAGGCACCAAUCUGUGCCCGCCAACUACGUCACCCUCAACGACCUCAAAGAGCGCUGGCUCAGAGACCAGGAACGACAGCAGAAGGAGAAAGAACGACGGCAAGAGGAGAAGAAACGACAGGAAGAGGACGAGAAACGACGACGAGAGGAGAGGGAACGGCGAGAAGAAGAGGCGAAGCAGAAGAGGCAAAACGCCAUCGUUCGGAACCUGGAAAUCGGUUCCAAGCCUAGGUAUGGUGGUAAUCGGGGACAGCUUCGGCCAGUUAAUCGGAGUGUUUCGGAGUUCGGUGGGGCUGAGGUGGAGGGGAAAAGAAGGGAGGAAGGAAAGCCGAAGCAAAACGCUGUCGUUAAGAGAGCCGAAACCGAUGACAAGCCGAGGAAUCGCGAGAAUCGGGCAGAGUUUCGGCCGGUUUAUCGGAGUGUUUCGGAAUGCGAGGUUAUUGAGCUGGAGGGAAAAAGGGGCGAGGUGGGAGAACCGAAGGAAAACGUCGUCAUUCAGAGAACCGGAACGGGUAACAAUUCGAGAAAUCGGAGUGACCGGGCACAGUUUCGGACGGUCAAUCGGGUUGGUCUGGCACCCUUGUUGGAGAGGGAAAGAAGUGAAGAAGCAGAGGCGAAGCAGAACGCCGUCGUUGGAAGAACCGGAACCGGUAACAUUCCAAGAAAUCGGAGUGAUCGGGCACAGAUUUGGCCAGUUAAUCGGAGUGUUUCUGAGCGGGAGGGGAAAAGAAACGAGGAAGAAAAGCUGAAGCAUUACGCGGUCGUUAAGAGAGCCGAAACCGAUGACAAGCCGAGGAAUCGUGGUAAUCGGGAAGACUUUCGGCCGGUUAAUCGGAAUGUUCUGGAAUGCGAGGAUGCUGAGCUGGAAGGGAAAAAAAGAGAGGAAGGAGAGCCGGAGGAAAACGGUGUCUUCCGAACCGGAACCGGUAACAAUCCGAGAGAUCGGGCACAGUUUCGGACGGUGAAUCGGGUUGGUCUGGCACCCUUGCUGGAGGGGAAAAGAAGCGAGGAAGAAGAGGCGAAGCAGAACGCCGUCUUUCAAAGAGCCGGAACCAGUAACCAUCCGAGAAAUCGGAGUGAUCGGGCACAGUUUCGGCCAGUUAAUCCGAGUGUUCCGGAGCGCGAUGGGACUGUGCUGGAGGGGAAAAGAAGCGAGGAAGAAAAGCCGAAGCAAAGCGCUGUGGUUAAGAGAGCUGAAACCACUGACAGACCGAGGAAUCGCGGUAAUCGGGAAGAGUUUCGGCCGAUUAAUAGGAAUGUUUCGGAAUGUGAGGAUGUUGAGCUGGAGGGAAAAAGAAGCGAGGAAGGAGAGCCGGAGGAAAACGGCGUCGUUCGGAGAACCGGAACGGGUAACAAUCCUAGAAAUCGGAGUGAUCGGGCGCAGUUUCGGACGGUGAAUCCGGUUGGUCGGGCACCCUUGCUGGAGGGGAAGAGAAGCGAGGAGGAAGAGGCGAAGCAAAACGCCGUCGUUCAAAGAACCGGAACCGGUAACAAUCCCAGAAAUCGGAGUGAUCGGGCACCCUCGCUGGAUGCUAAAAGAAGCGACGAAGAAGAACUGAAGCAAAACACCAUAGUUGGAAGAACCGAAAUUGCUAACAAGACGAGGAAUCGGAGUGAUCAGGGGCAGUUUCGCCCAGUUAAUCAGGGCGUUUCAGAGCUCGAGGUUGCUGAGCUGGAGGGGAAGAAAAACGAGGAACCAGAGGAGGAGAAGAAAUGGAAGAAGAGGAAGGGUAACAGAAAUUGGAAGAACAAAGCUAGGGAAGAGAAGGAGGAGGUGACUGAGAAGGAAGGUGGAGUGGACGAGCCUCCGGUGCGUGGCGAGAAGGAAAACGAUCAGGCGACUGGAAAGGAAGAAAACGGAGUUGGAAUUGAAAUUGAAACUGAAAUUAGGGCAAAGAGCGAGAAUGUGGUUCUGGCGGAGGAAAUUGUACCGAAAUUUGAGGGUUUAUCGGUGGAUGGUGAGGCUGGUAAUGGGGAUGAUAAGCUGAGGAGGUGGAGUGGAGCUGAUCGCCGUGGUAACGGUGAAAUAAGGGAUUAUGAUAAGAGGGUAGGCCGCUUCCAUUUACAGAGACAGAGAGGUUCUGGGUUUAGACUUUGGGUUAAGAAAGGCGAGGUUGGUGACAGCAAUGGCGGAGGAGUUCAGAGCUUGGAGGGCAGUGAAGCUGUUUCUGGUCCGAGUGGAACAUCUUUGAAUGCAAGUUCACGGAAGUUGGCUGGGGAGACGAGCACGAAUUAUCCAAUACAGAGGUGGCGAAGCAGAUGUGAACCGAACUUGUCACGCUGAUGCAGUGGUUUAGUUGAUAACUUGUAAAUCACCGGAGAACAUGCGUAUUUCGGUUUGAUGAUUGACCUAAUCAUAAUUCGGGUACUUUUACUUGACUGUUGAUCGUGAUUUCGUGUGGAACUGAUCGUGAUUUCGGCAUUUGAAUUUCAUGUAUAAAAAGAUGGUGAUGCUCUGUUGUCGAAAUGUGUAUAUUUUAUGACUUUCAUUAGAAUCUCCAUGUCUCUUAAGCUCUCUAUAAUGCAGGAAUUGUUUUCGGUUCUUCAGGAAA